Trachymyrmex cornetzi is the source of this 1236-nucleotide messenger RNA. RefSeq lists its product as uncharacterized. The transcript is spliced from 3 exons. Bases 1 to 1236 code for a protein of 411 amino acids. Lineage: Eukaryota; Metazoa; Arthropoda; Insecta; Hymenoptera; Formicidae. The record is from RefSeq and is a predicted model, not a curated record. Gene Ontology annotation, biological process: sensory perception of taste; chemosensory behavior; male courtship behavior. Gene Ontology annotation, cellular component: axon; dendrite; neuronal cell body.
AUGUUCAGUUCAUCGUCAAAAUUGCAAAGACGCGCCAAUGGCAAAAUGCAGAAAAAAUUGAAGCUAUUUCACGCUACGGAUUUUGAAUCAUUGAUGUAUCCUUCCUUCACAUGUUGCUACAUGCUUGGAAUGUUUCCGUAUAAGAUCAAUGCAUUGGUCUUUGAGAUUUCCACACCACGUUAUAUCCUUUCAACCAUCAUUAUCUGUGUUUGCGUAAUUUCCUUAUUGUACGUUUUCUAUCUCAUCAACUUUUGUGUGAAGUACACAGGUGUACCCAUAAAUCUUAACCGUAAUAGCUUCCACAUACUCAAUGGUUUUACAGCAGUUGUUACGUACAUUUUGAGCGGACCGCGAAUGCAUUUGCUUCAAACCAUAAAAGACAUUUCAUCAAAAUUGCCUUCGGAAUUAUAUCAGAAGCUAUCUAAAUUAAUUUACGCUAAGGACCUCUUAGGAUCCAUGUUUCUACUUCUUGAAGUGCCGAUAUAUUACAAGAUGAAUAUGCAUUUUAUAACCAAAAUUUACAUAAUAUAUAUUACUCUGUUGACAUUUCAUAUGGAUAUGUUGUAUAUGAAUUGUGUUUGUAUACUAAAAGCUUGUUUCAAGAGAAUCAAUGAUAAUUUGGAAAACAUGCGGGAGUAUAUGAUGGUAUAUCAUCCCGGCAAAAUAUGCUACAAACAAAGAAGUCCAUUUUUGAUGAUCGAAUUAAAGGCACUGAAAAAACAACACCUGAUGAUUAGUAACACAGUGCAAAUGCUGAACAUAAUUUUCAGUUUACAGCUCCUCGCUACUGUAAUUAUAACUUUUACCCGGAUAACUUUCGAUCUCUACUAUCAAAUAUUGUAUUGGCAAAGAGGCGUAACCUUGAUUAAUAUAGAAGAUUAUGUUUAUGGUACGUUUUUGAUAACGACUUCAAUGUACUAUUUUAUAAAAAUAAUGUUGAUAGUAUGGGCCUGCGAGACCGGCAAGGAUCAAGCUCUGCAGAUCGGCACCACUGUCCAUGAUGUGCUUAACAGUAUCGACGAUAAUGAAAUAAAAAACGAGUUGCAGUUGUUUUCCUUGCAAAUUCUUCAUCGCGAUAAUACGUUCUCCGCAAAGAGUCUUACUAUGGACGCGACGCUUCUCACUGCGAUAGUAGGUAGCGUCAGCACGUAUUUAUUAAUCUUGAUACAAUUUUUAAAAAUAAAAUACUAUUGCGAUGAUGAAAUUGCCAGAAAUGUUACACAAAUAAUUCACUGA